GGAUGAGUAAAGUUGUGCUGGUUACUGGUGCUAACAGUGGCAUCGGCCUAGCGCUGUGUGAGCGUCUCCUGAGUGCUGAUGCUCAGCUGCAGCUCUGUCUGGCCUGUAGGAACAGACAGAAGGCCGAGGCAGCCCGUCAGGCCCUGCUCGUCUCUCACCCGAAAGCUCAUGUAUACCUUGUUCGGCUAGAUGUGGGCAGCAUGUGCUCGGUCCUCCAAGCUGCCCAGGAGGUCAAGCGCAGGUACAACAGACUCGACUACCUGUACCUUAAUGCUGGAAUCAUGCCUAGUCCACAGGUGGAUUGCAAGGCUUUCUAUAAAGGAUUAUUUUCUGGCAAAGCAAUUCACAUGUUCUCUACGGGAGAGGGGCUCCUGACCCAGAAAGACUCGGUUACUUCAGAUGGUUUUCAACAAGUGUUUGCUACAAACCUCUUUGGUCACUUCCUGCUGGUACGGGAACUAGAGCCUCUCUUAUGCCAGCCAGGUAACAGCUCUCAGGUGAUCUGGACCUCCUCUAGUAACGCUCGCAGAUCAGCAUUCAGUCUGGAUGACCUGCAGUACACGCAGGGUGGAGAGCCUUACAGCUCCUCCAAAUAUGCAUCUGACCUGCUGAGCCUGGCUUUAAACAGGCGCUACAACAGCAAGGGUUUGUAUUCAUCAGUGAUCUGUCCUGGAUUGGUGAUGACUAACCUCACCUAUGGCAUUCUUCCCUCCUUUUUCUGGACCCUCAUCAUGCCCAUACUGUGGCUGAUAAGACUGUUUACCAAUACCUUCACCCUCACCCCGUAUAACGGAGCCGAGGCUUUGGUUUGGCUGUUUAAGCAGAAACCGGAGUCACUGGAUCCAAUGGUGAAAUACCACAGUUUAACCUCUGUGCUGGGAAACAAUUACACAAAGACCUGCAAGAUGGACAUUGAUGAUACCAUGUCCGCACAACUCUAUGGGAAAUUACUGGAACUGGAGGAAACCGUGCGGAAGAAACUGAAAGAUAAAGAUCUGCAAGGCGCAAUAUAAAUCACCAAAUCAGAGGAGGAUCAAACAUUUAAUUACAGGGAUAUUCAGUUCCAUUUUUGAAAGCUGUAUUGAGCAUUUUGGUGAUUUUCUUGCUCUACACAACUGAUUAAAGUUAUAAAUUAAGCAGUUGGAUAAAGACUAAAGUAUACCAAAAAGAGCCACUAUUAAACACAAAACACAGCUGUAACUAUGUUUAUAUAUACAGUGUAUCACGAAAGUGAGUACACCCCUCACAUUU
Trichomycterus rosablanca is the source of this 1251-nucleotide messenger RNA. It is a transcript of the gene hsd17b7, whose product is annotated as hydroxysteroid (17-beta) dehydrogenase 7. The transcript is spliced from 9 exons. Gene Ontology annotation, cellular component: endoplasmic reticulum membrane. The record is from RefSeq and is a predicted model, not a curated record. Gene Ontology annotation, molecular function: estradiol 17-beta-dehydrogenase [NAD(P)+] activity; 3-beta-hydroxysteroid 3-dehydrogenase (NADP+) activity; 5-alpha-androstane-3-beta,17-beta-diol dehydrogenase (NADP+) activity. Lineage: Eukaryota; Metazoa; Chordata; Actinopteri; Siluriformes; Trichomycteridae. Gene Ontology annotation, biological process: cholesterol biosynthetic process. Bases 3 to 1013 code for a protein of 336 amino acids.